AUGCACACGUGUACGUUCGUGUGUGUGCGAGUUAGUGCACAUGACUUGAAUGAUGAGGAUGAUAACGAAGAAGAUGACGACCGUAACGGCACUCAUGAUAACGCCGAUGAGAACGAUCCAACGAAACCCGACAAAACAUCUGAACAACAUUCCCCGGCAGCAUCAUCAUCAGCAUUGUCGCCAUGUUAUCGAAGAAUGUGCAACGUGGAUGAUCUGAUGAGUAAGAUUGAGAUGAAACUGAACGGCCGAGCAGAUUAUGAAGCCAUCAAACGUGCCAUCUUGUUGCCUAGGGCGGCAAUAGCCAGUCACAAAGAGCCUCCAUCUUCUCCUAUCUUUUGUCAUAUUUCCGACUUCUACGAUGUUUGUGUUAUUUAUUUUGAAGUCUUCUUUGAUAUUACUAGUACUAAAACUAAUACUGCCACUUCCACUACUGCUGCUACCGCAACUAACGGUGUCCCUACUCCUCCAAAGUAUGGCAAGCGGUGUGUUGCAAAAGAGUAA
Molecule: messenger RNA, 501 nt
Organism: Helobdella robusta
Lineage: Eukaryota; Metazoa; Annelida; Clitellata; Rhynchobdellida; Glossiphoniidae
Exons: 5
Coding region: 1-501 (166 amino acids)
Source: RefSeq, a predicted model, not a curated record